Molecule: messenger RNA, 933 nt
Organism: Racocetra fulgida
Lineage: Eukaryota; Fungi; Glomeromycota; Glomeromycetes; Diversisporales; Gigasporaceae
Source: the annotation of a GenBank genome assembly
GUUACCAUAAAAGGUGAUGACAUCUACGUUGAAGCUGACGAAGAUGCUUUUAAAAUUUCCAGAAGACCUCCAAAGUGUUCUUCUGGAGUACCUCCGUUAAAUGACCGCACCGUAAUAAUUAUCGGUGGUGGCGCUUCUGGAAACGCUGCAGCAGAGAAACUUCGUGAAUCUGUAACUAAAGUAGAUACCACUUCCAAAGUGGUCACCCUCGAUAAUGGUGAAAAUUUGAAGUAUGACUCUUUAAUUAUUGCUACUGGGGCUUCGCCACGAUCUAUUCCAAUUCCCGGAAUUGGACUCAACAACGUGUUUUAUCUUCGUACAUUCGAAGAUUAUGAAAAAAUUGAGCAAGAAGAAAACAAGAAUCUCACAAUUAUUGGAUCUUCUUUUAUUGGAAUGGAAGUUGCAGCUAUGUGCGCUAAAAAAGUCAAAGUUUCUGUUAUUGGCAUGGAAAAGGUCCCUUUUGAAAGAGUACUUGGCCUUGAGGUUGGAGGUGCAAUUCAAAAGUUGCAUGAAGCAAGCGGUGUCAGCUUUUAUCUGCAAUCUGGUGUGAAGGAAAUUGAACCCUUGAUGAUAUUAGCAGAUGGCAGAAAGAUUCCCGCUGACGUGAUAGUAAUUGGAGCAGGUGUAGCUCCAGCAACUGGAUUCUUGAAAGACUCACCAGGGUUUACACUAGAAAAAGAUGGUAGUCUUAAAGUCGAUGAGAAUUUCAAAGUCGAAGGGCUUGAUGAUGUUUUUGCAAUUGGUAAGAUUGCUGAAAUCAUUGCUAAAAAAUCGGCACCUUCAUUUAAAAAAAUCCCAUACUUUUGGAGUAAUCAACUUGGCAAGGGAAUACGUUAUGCUGGUUAUGCCGCUGGUUUUGAUGAUGUUAUUAUUAAAGGAAAUCUGGAAGAAUUUAAGUUUGCAGCAUAUUAUGCGCGUAAGUAUCGAAGAUGA